AUGCUACAAUACAAGAAGGAACAUGUAGAAAGCUUGUUUGAUGAAAUCAAUACAGAGAAAACCAACAUUAAAGAUCUGAAAUUUCAGCUUCAAGCAGAAAGAGUCAGACUAGAUGAAGUCAUGAACAUGCUGACCUUAAAACAAAAAGAACAAGACCUCAGGGAUGCUGAGUUCACAGAAGAAAAACAACAACUGGAAACCAUGAAGGUCAGUGUACUUACAGAAAGAGAAGAACUGAAAGCUCUGCAGAAGGACCUCUGCAAAAAGAAAGAAGAUGUUGAAGCUGAAAUGAAAAGCAUCAAUGCAGAAAAAGAACAGCUCACUCAGAUGAAGAUUGACAUUGAGAAAGAAAAAGAAACAUGUUUGUUUGAAAUUGAAAGAAUGGAAGAAGAAAGGUCUGAGCUGAGAAGGAGAGAAAAUCAACUCAUGGAUGACAUGAAAUCAGUGGAAGAUCUGAGAGAAAAUCUGAAACACCUUUAUGAAAGAAUGAGUAAAGAUAUAAAACACAAAGUGAACAGGCUGCAACAAAACAAUGAAGAUGUUCUUAAACUGCACGCUGUGCUGGAAAAAAUGGUUGAAGACACUGGUGAACAGAAGGAAAACAUGGCUCAUAAGUUUGAGAGAUUACAAAGAGAAAAGGAAAGCCUGCGAAGUGUACUGUCAGAUCUGAUCGCCCAGAAAGCAGAAAUGGAAAAUGAAUGGCAGCAAAAGGUUGAGUUAGAAAAACAAGAUAUUGAUAAACUGAAAGUUGAGCUGAAACAACACCAAGAUGAACUUGGCAGACAGACUGAAAUGAUGAAGAAAGAAAAACUGGACUUGGAGCUGAUGAGGUCCGACACCCAGAUAGAAAUCAAGUUAUUGGAACAAGAGAAGCAAGAAAUCAAUGAUAUGAAAGAAAAGUUGGAAACCACAAGUAAAAUGCUACAAUACAAGAAUGAACAUGUAGAAAGCUUGUUUGAUGAAAUCAGUACAGAGAAAACCAACAUUAAAGAUCUGAAAUUUCAGCUUCAAGCAGAAAGAGUCAGACUAGAUGAAGUCAUGAACAUGCUGACCUUAAAACAAAAAGAACAAGACCUCAGGGAUGCUGAGUUCACAGAAGAAAAACAACAACUGGAAACCAUGAAGGUCAGUGUCCUUACAGGAAGAGAAGAACUGAAAGCCCUGGAGAAGGACCUCGGCAAAAAGAAAGAAGAUGUUGAAGCUGCAAUGAAAAACAUCAGUGCAGAAAAAGAACAGCUCACUCAGAUGAAGAUUGACAUUGAGAAAGAAAAAGAAACAUGUUUGUUUGAAAUUGAAAGAAUGGAAGAAGAAAGGUCUGAGCUGAGAAAGAGAGAAGAUGAACUUAUGAACGAAAUGAAGUCAGUGGAAGAUCUGAAAGGAAAUUUGAGACACCUUUAUGAAAGAAUGAGUAAAGACAUGAAACAGAAAGAGGACAGGCUGCAACAAAACAAUGAAGAUGUUCUUAAACUGCACGCUGUGUUGGAAAAAAUGGUUGAAGACACUGGUGAACAGAAGGAAAAUAUGGCUUGUCUCUUUGAGAGAUUACAAAGAGAAAAGGAAAGCCUGCGAAGUGUACUGUCAGAUAUGAUCACCCAGAAAGCAGAAAUGGAAAAUGAAUGGCAGCAAAAAGUUGAGUUAGAAAAACAAGAUAUGGAUAAACUGAAAGUUGAGCUGAAACAACACCAAGAUGAACUUGGCAGACAGACUGAAAUGAUGAAGAAAGAAAAACUGGACUUGGAGCUGAUGAGGUCCGACACCCAGAAAGAAAUCAAGUUAUUGGAACAAGAGAAGCAAGAAAUCAAUGAUAUGAAAGAAAAGUUGGAAACCACAAGUAAAGUGCUACAAAACAAGAAGGAACAUGUAGAAAGCCUGUUUGAUGAAAUCAAUACAGAGAAAAGCAACAUUAAAGAUCUGAAAUUUCAGCUUCAAGCAGAAAGAGUCAGACUAGAUGAAGUCAUGAACAUGCUGACCUUAAAACAAAAAGAACAAGACCUCAGGGAUGCUGAGUUCACAGAAGAAAAACAACAACUGGAAACCAUGAAGGUCAGUGUCCUUACAGGAAGAGAAGAGCUGAAAGCUCUGGAGAAAGAUCUUCAGGAGGAGAAAGAAGAGGUUGGAGGUGCAAUGAAAAAUAUCACCGUAGAAAAAGAACAACUCAGUCAAAUGAAGAUUGACUUUGAGAAAGAAAAAGAAAAAUUUGUGUCUGAAAAUGAACGAAUGGAAGAAGAAAGGUCUGAGCUGAGAAAGAGAGAAGAUGAACUUAUGAACGAAAUGAAGUCAGUGGAAGAUCUGAAAGGAAAUUUGAGACACCUUUAUGAAAGAAUGAGUAAAGACAUGAAACAGAAAGAGGACAGGCUGCAACAAAACAAUGAAGAUGUUCUUAAACUGCACGCUGUGUUGGAAAAAAAUGUUGAAGACACUGGUGAACAGAAGGAAAAUAUGGCUUGUCUCUUUGAGAGAUUACAAAGAGAAAAGGAAAGCCUGCGAAGUGUACUGUCAGAUAUGAUCACCCAGAAAGCAGAAAUGGAAAAUGAAUGGCAGCAAAAGGUUGAGUUAGAAAAACAAGAUAUGGAUAAACUGAAAGUUGAGCUGAAACAACACCAAGAUGAACUUGGCAGACAGACUGAAAUGAUGAAGAAAGAAAAACUGGACUUGGAGCUGAUGAGGUCCGACACCCAGAAAGAAAUCAAGUUAUUGGAACAAGAGAAGCAAGAAAUCAAUGAUAUGAAAGAAAAGUUGGAAACCACAAGUAAAAUGCUACAAUACAAGAAGGAACAUGUAGAAAGCUUGUUUGAUGAAAUCAAUACAGAGAAAACCAACAUUAAAGAUCUGAAAUUUCAGCUUCAAGCAGAAAGAGUCAGACUAGAUGAAGUCAUGAACAUGCUGACCUUAAAACAAAAAGAACAAGACCUCAGGGAUGCUGAGUUCACAGAAGAAAAACAACAACUAGAAACCAUGAAGGUCAGUGUCCUUACAGAAAGAGAAGAACUGAAAGCUCUGGAGAAGGACCUCUGCAAAAAGAAAGAAGAUGUUGAAGCUGCAAUGAAAAACAUCAGUGCAGAAAAAGAACAGCUCACUCAGAUGAAGAUUGACAUUGAGAAAGAAAAAGAAACAUGUUUGUUUGAAAUUGAAAGAAUGGAAGAACAAAGGUCUGAGCUGAGAAGGAGAGAAGAUCAACUCAUGGAUGACAUGAAAUCAGUGGAAGAUCUGAGAGAAAAUCUGAAACACCUUUAUGAAAGAAUGAGUAAAGAUAUAAAACACAAAGUGAACAGGCUGCAACAAAACAAUGAAGAUGUUCUUAAACUGCACGCUGUGUUGGAAAAAAUGGUUGAAGACACUGGUGAACAGAAGGAAAAUAUGGCUUGUCUCUUUGAGAGAUUACAAAGAGAAAAGGAAAGCCUGCGAAGUGUACUGUCAGAUAUGAUCACCCAGAAAGCAGAAAUGGAAAAUGAAUGGCAGCAAAAAGUUGAGUUAGAAAAACAAGAUAUUGAUAAACUGAAAGUUGAGCUGAAACAACACCAAGAUGAACUUGGCAGACAGACUGAAAUGAUGAAGAAAGAAAAACUGGACUUGGAGCUGAUGAGGUCCGACACCCAGAUAGAAAUCAAGUUAUUGGAACAAGAGAAGCAAGAAAUCAAUGAUAUGAAAGAAAAGUUGGAAACCACAAGUAAAAUGCUACAAUACAAGAAGGAACAUGUAGAAAGCUUGUUUGAUGAAAUCAAUACAGAGAAAAGCAACAUUAAAGAUCUGAAAUUUCAGCUUCAAGCAGAAAGAGUCAGACUAGAUGAAGUCAUGAACAUGCUGACCUUAAAACAAAAAGAACAAGACCUCAGGGAUGCUGAGUUCACAGAAGAAAAACAACAACUAGAAACCAUGAAGGUCAGUGUCCUUACAGAAAGAGAAGAACUGAAAGCUCUGGAGAAGGACCUCGGCAAAAAGAAAGAAGAAGCUGCAAUGGAAAGCAUCAACAUAGAAAAAGAACAGCUCACUCAGAUGAAGACUGACUUUGAGAAAGAAAGACAACUACUUUUGAUCAACAAGGAAAAGAUGGCAAAUAAAAUAUCUGAGCUCAAAUUGAUAGAAGAUCAACUCAGGGAUAAAAUUAAAUCAGUGGAAGAUCUGAAAGGAAAUUUGAGACACCUUUAUGAAAGAAUGAGUAAAGACAUGAAACAGAAAGAGGACAGGCUGCAACAAAACAAUGAAGAUGUUCUUAAACUGCACGCUGUGUUGGAAAAAAUGGUUGAAGACACUGGUGAACAGAAGGAAAAUAUGGCUUGUCUCUUUGAGAGAUUACAAAGAGAAAAGGAAAGCCUGCGAAGUGUACUGUCAGAUAUGAUCACCCAGAAAGCAGAAAUGGAAAAUGAAUGGCAGCAAAAGGUUGAGUUAGAAAAACAAGAUAUUGAUAAACUGAAAGUUGAGCUGAAACAACACCAAGAUGAACUUGGCAGACAGACUGAAAUGAUGAAGAAAGAAAAACUGGACUUGGAGCUGAUGAGGUCCGACACCCAGAAAGAAAUCAAGUUAUUGGAACAAGAGAAGCAAGAAAUCAAUGAUAUGAAAGACAAGUUGGAAACCACAAGUAAAAUGCUACAAUACAAGAAGGAACACGUAGAAAGCUUGUUUGAUGAAAUCAAUACAGAGAAAAGCAACAUUAAAGAUCUGAAAUUUCAGCUUCAAGCAGAAAGAGUCAGACUAGAUGAAGUCAUGAACAUGCUGACCUUAAAACAAAAAGAACAAGACCUCAGGGAUGCUGAGUUCACAGAAGAAAAACAACAACUGGAAACCAUGAAGGUCAGUGUCCUUACAGAAAGAGAAGAACUGAAAGCUCUGGAGAAAGAUCUUCAGGUGGAGAAAGAAGAGGUUGAAGGUGCAAUGAAAAAUAUCAACACAGAAAAAGAACAACUCAGUCAAAUGAAGAUUGACUUUGAGAAAGAAAAAGAAAAAUUUGUGUCUAAAAAUGAACGAAUGGAAGAAGAAAUGUCUGAGCUGAGAAAGAGAGAAGAUGAACUUAUGAACGAAAUGAAGUCAGCGGGAGUUCUGAAAGGAAAUUUGAGACACCUUUAUGAAAGAAUGAGUAAAGAUAUAAAACACAAAGUGGACAGGCUACAACAAAACAAUGAAGAUGUUCUUAAACUGCACGCUGUGUUGGAAAAAAUGGUUGAAGACACUGAUGAACAGAAGGAAAAUAUGGCUUGUCUCUUUGAGAGAUUACAAAGAGAAAAGGAAAGCCUGCGAAGUGUACUGUCAGAUAUGAUCACCCAGAAAGCAGAAAUGGAAAAUGAAUGGCAGCAAAAGGUUGAGUUAGAAAAACAUGACAUUGACAAAUUGAAAGCAGAGUUGAAACAAUACAGAGAAGAACUUGACAGGGAGACUGAAUUGAUGAAGAAAGAAAAACUGGACUUGGAGCUGAUGAGGUCUGACAGCCAGAAACAAACAGAUUUAUUGGAACAACAGAAGCAAGAAAUCUGUGACUUAAAAGAUCAUUUGGAAAUCACAAGUGCCAUUUUAGAAAACAAAAAGCAACAUGCAGAUAGCUUGUUUAAUGAGAUCAAUACAGAGAAAAGCAACAUUAAAGAUCUGAAACUUCAGCUUCAAGCAGAUAGAGUUAGACUAGAUGAAGUCAUCAACAUGUUGAUCUUAAAACAAAAAGAACAAGAACUCAUGGAUGCUGAGUUCAAAGAAGAAAAUGAACAACUGGAAACAUUGAAGGGCUUUACGGAAAGAGAAGAACCAAAAACUCUGGAGAAGGAUCUUGGCAAAAAGAAAGAAGCUGCAAUGGAAAGCAUCAACGCAGAAAAAGAAGUGCUCACUCAGAUGAAGAUUGACUUUGAGAAGGAAAGGCAACUAUUUUUGAUUGACAAGGAAAGAAUGGGAAAUAAAAUAUCUGAGCUCAAGUUGACAGAAGAUCAACUCAAGGAUAAAAUAAAAUCAGUGGAGGAUCUGAGAGAAGAUCUGAGACACCUUUUUGAAAGAAUGAGUAAAGACAUGAAACACAAAGUGGACAGGCUGCAGCAAAACAAUGAAGAUGUUCUUAAACUGCAUGCAGCACUGGAAAAAAUGGUUGAAGACACUGAUGAACAGAAGGAAAAUAUGGCUUGGAACUUUGAGAGAUUGCGAAGAGAAAAGGAAGGCCUGAUAAGUGUACUGUCAGAUAUGAUCACCCAGAAUGCAGACAUGAAAAAUAGAUGGAAGCAAAAGGUUGAGUUAGAAAAACAAGAUAUUGAUAAACUGAAAGUUGAGCUGAAACAACACCGAGAUGAACUUGGCAGACAGACUGAAAUGAUGAAAAAAGAAAAACUGGACUUGGAGCUGAUGAGGUCCGAAACCCAGAAAGAAAUCAAGUUAUUGGAACAAGAGAAGCAAGAAGUCUGUGAUGUAAAAGAGAAAUUGGAAAUCACAAGUAAAAUGCUACAAAAGAAAAAGGAACAUGCAGAAAGCUUGUUUGAUGAGAUCAGUACAGAGAAAACCAACACUGAAGAUCUGAAACUUCAGCUUCAGGCAGAUAGAGAAAGACUAGAUGAAGUCAUGAACAUGUUGACCGUAGAACAAAAAGGACAAGAACUUAAGGAGGUUGAGUUGAAAGGAGAAAAGCAACAACUGGAAACCAUGAAGGUCAGUGUACUUACAGAAAGAGAAGAACUGCAAGCUCCGGAGAAAGAUCUUCAGGAGGAGAAAGAAGAGGUUGAAGGUGCAAUGGAAAGUAUCAACGCAGAAAAUGUACAGCUCAGUCACAUUGACUUUGAGAAAGAAAGACAAAUACUUUUGAUCGACAAGGAAAGGAUUGAAAAUAAAAUAUCUGAACUCAAAUUGACAGAAGAUCAACUCAAGGAUAAAAUGCAAUCAAUGGAAGAUCUGAGAGCAAAUCUGAGACACCUUUAUGAAAGAAUGAGUAAAGAUAUAAAACGCAAAGUGGACAGGCUGCAACAAAAGAAUGAAGAUGUUCUUAAACUGCACGCUGUGUUGGAAAAAAUGGUUGAAGACACUGGUGAACAGAAGGAAAAUAUGGCUUGUAACUUUGAGAGAUUACAAAGAGAAAAGGAAGGCCUGAUAAGUAUACUGUCAGAUAUGAUUACCCAGAAAGCAGAAAUGAAAAAUGAAUGGAAGGAAAAGCUUCAAAUAGAAAAAUGUGAUAUUGAUCAACUGAAAACAGAGUUGAAACAAUACAGAGAGCAACUUAACAGAGAGACUGAAAUGAUGAAGAAAGAAAAGCUGGAGUUGGAACGCAUGAGGUCCGACACCCAGAAUCAAAUCAAGUUAUUGGAACAAGAGAAGCAAGAAAUCAAUGAUAUGAAAGACAAGUUGGAAACCACAAGUAAAAUGCUACAAUUCAAGAAGGAACAUGUAGAAAGCUUGUUUGAUGAAAUCAAUACAGAGAAAAGCAACAUUAAAGAUCUGAAACUUCAGCUUCAAGCAGAUAGAGUCAGACUAGAUGAAGUCAUGAACAUGCUGACCUUAAAACAAAAGGCGCAAGAACUCAAGGAUGUUGAGUUCAAAGACGAACAACAACAACAACUGGAAAUCAUGAAGGUCAGUGUACUUGCAGAAAGAGAAGCACUGAAAGCUCUGGAGAAGGACCUCGGGAAAAAGAAAGAAGAUGUUGAAGCUGCAAUGACAAACAUCAGUGCAGAAAAAGAACAGCUCACUCAGAUGAAGAUUGAUGUUGAGAAAGAAAAAGAAACAUGUUUGUUUGAAAUUGAAAGAAUGGAAGAAGAAAGGUCUGAGCUGAGAAGGAGAGAAAAUCAACUCAUUGAUAAAAUGCAAUCAGUGGAAGAUCUGAGAGCAAAUCUGAGACACCUUUAUGAAAGAAUGAGUAAAGAUAUGAAACACAAAGUGGACAGGCUGCAACAAAACAAUGAAGAUGUCCUUAAACUGCACACAGUUCUGGAAAAAAUGGUUAAUGAUACAGAUGAACAGAAGGAAAAUAUGGCUUGUAACUUUGAGAGAUUACAAAGAGAAAAGGAAGGCCUGAUAAGUAUACUGUCAGAUAUGAUCACGCAGAAAGCAGAAAUGGAAAAUGAAUGGAAGGAAAAGCUUCAAAUAGAAAAAUGUGAUAUUGAUAAACUGAAAACAGAGUUGAAACAAUACAGAGAGCAACUUAACAGAGAGACCGAAAUGAUGAAAAAAGAAAAGCUGGAGUUGGAACGCAUGAGGUCCAACACCCAGAAUCAAAUCGAUUCAUUGGAACAAGAGAAGCAAGAAAUCAGUGACAUAAAAGAAAAGUUGGAAAUCACAAGUGCAAUGCUACAAAACAAGAAGGAACAUGUAGAAAGCUUGUUUGAUGAGAUCAAUACAGAGAAAAGCAACAUUAAAGAUCUGAAACUUCAGCUUCAAGCAGAAAGAGACAGACUAGAUGAAGUCAUGAACAUGUUGACAAUAAAACAAAAAGAACAAGAACUCAUGGGUGCUGAGUUCAAAGAAGAAAACGAACAACAGGAAACCAUGAAGGUCGGUGUACUUACAGAAAGAGAAGAACUAAAAGCUCAGGAGAAGGACCUCCAGAACCAGAAAAAUGAAGCUGCAAUGGAAAUCAUCAAUGCAGAAAAAGAACAGCUCAGUCAGAUGAAGGUUGAGUUUGAGAAAGAAAAGGAAAAAUAUAGGUUAGAAAAUAUAAGAAUGGAAGAAGAAAGGUCUGAGCUGAGAAGGAGAGAAGAUCAACUCAAGUAUAAAAUGCAAUCAGUGGAAGAUCUGAGAGCAAAUCUGAGAGACCUUUAUGAAAGAAUGAGUAAAGAUAUACAACACAAAGUGGACAGGCUGCAGCAAAACAAUGAAGACGUUCUUAAACUGCAUGCAGCACUGGAAAAAAUGGUUGAAGACACUGAUGAACAGAAGGAAAACGUGGCUUGUAACUUUGACAGGUUACAGAGAGAAACAGAGGGUGUGAUAAGUGUACUGUCAGAUAUGAGAACACAGAAAGCAGACAAGAAAAAUGAAUGGAAGCAAAAUGUUGAGUUAGAAAACCAAGAUACUGAAAAACUGAAAGUUGAGUUGAAACAAUACAAAGAGCAACUUGAGAGAGAGACUGAAAUGAUGAACAAAGAAAAAUUGGACUUGGCGCUGAUGAGGUCCAACACCCAGAAACAAAUCAAGUUAUUGGAACAAGAGAAGCAAGAAAUCAUUGAUAUAAAAGACAAGAUGGAAAUCAUAAGUACAAUGUUACAAAACAAGAAGGAACAUGUAGAAAGCUUGUUUGAUGAGAUCGAUACAGAGAAAAGCAACAUUAAAGAUCUGAAACUUCAGCUUCAAGCAGAAAGAGACAGACUAGAUGAAGUCAUGAACAUGUUGACAAUAAAACAAAAAGAACAAGAACUCAUGGGUGCUGAGUUCAAAGAAGAAAACGAACAACUGGACACAUUAAAGGUCUUUACAGAAAGAGAGGAACCAGAAGCUCUGGAGAAGGACCUCGGCAAAAAGAAAGAAGAAGCUGCAAUGGAAAGCAUCAACAUAGAAAAAGAACAGCUCACUCAGAUGAAGAUUGACUUUGAGAAGGAAAGACAACUGCUUGUGAUCGACAAGGAAGGGAUGGAAAAUAAAAUGUUUGAGCUCCAGUUGAUGGAAGAUCAACUCAAGGAUAAAAUCAAAUCAGUGGAAGAUCUGAGAGCAAAUCUGAGAGACCUUUAUGAAAGAAUGAGUAAAGAUAUAAAACACAAAGUGGACAGGCUGCAGCAAAACAAUGAAGAUGUUCUUAAACUGCAUGCAGCACUGGAAAAAAUGGUUGAAGACACUGAUGAACAGAAGGAAAACAUGGCUUGUAACUUUGAGAGGUUACAGAGAGAAAAGGAAUGUCUGACAAGUAUACUGUCAGAAAUGGUCACCCAGAAAGCAGACAAGAAAAAUGAAUGGAAGCAAAAGGCUGAGUUAGAAAAACAAGAUAUUGAUAAACUGAAAGCUGAGUUGAAACAACAUCGAGAGGAACUUCACAGAGAGACUGAAAUGAUGAAGAAAGAAAAACUGGACUUGGAGAUGAUGAGGUCUGACACCCAGAAACAAAUCAAGUUAUUGGAACAAGAGAAGCAAGAAAUCGUUGAUAUAAAAGACAAGUUGGAAAUCACAAGUAAAAUGCUACAAAACAAGAAGGAAACUGCAGAAAGCUUGUUUGAUGAGAUCAAUACAGAAAAAAGCAACAUUAAAGAUCUGAAACUUCAACUUCAAGCAGAAAGAGACAGACUAGAUGAAGUCAUGAACAUGUUGACAAUAAAACAAAAAGAACAAGAACUCAUGGGUGCUGAGUUCAAAGAAGAAAACGAACAACUGGAGACAUUGAAGGUCUUUACAGAAAGAGAGGAACCAGAAGCUCUGGAGAAGGACCUCGGCAAAAAGAAAGAAGAAGCUGCAAUGGAAAGCAUCAACAUAGAAAAAGAACAGCUCACUCAGAUGAAGAUUGACUUUGAGAAGGAAAGACAACUACUUGUGAUCGACAAGGAAGGGAUGGAAAAUAAAAUGUUUGAGCUCCAAUUGAUGGAAGAUCAACUCAAGGAUAAAAUCAAAUCAGUGGAAGAUCUGAGGGCAAAUCUGAGAGACCUUUAUGAAAGAAUGAGUAAAGAUAUACAACACAAAGUGGACAGGCUGCAACAAAACAAUGAAGAUGUCCUUAAACUGCACACAGUUCUGGAAAAAAUGGUUGAAGACACUGAUGAACAGAAGGAAAACAUGGCUUGUAACUUUGAGAGGUUACAGAGAGAAAAGGAAUGUCUGACAAGUAUACUGUCAGAAAUGGUCGCCCAGAAAGCAGACAAGAAAAAAGUAAAAGCUGUGGUGAUAUCAGAUAGAGACAAUGUGGAAAGAAUGGCUCAGAAGAUCUACAAGGAAAAACUGGAUGUAGAAGAGAGGAAAUCUGACAGCAAGAAAGAAGUCCAUAUGAUAGAACAAGAGAAAGAAGAUAUUAAAAACAUAGAAGACAAGUUGGUAACCACAAACACAGAGCUACAAAACAAAAACAGGUAUACUGAAAGCCUAUUUGAUGAGAUAAAUACAGAGAAAAUUAAAAUUAAAUAUCUGAAAGUUCAUGUUGAGACACAGACAGAUGAAGUCAUGAACAUGUUCACCUCGAAAGAUCAAGAAGAAGAACUCAAGGAUGUUGACUUCAAAGGAAAAAAACAACAGCUGGAAACCAUGAAGGUCAGUGUACUUACAGAAAGAGAAGGACUGAAAGCUCUGGAGAAAGAUCUUCAGGAGGAGAAAGAAGAGGUUGAAGGUACAAUGAAAAAUAUCACCGCAGAAAAAGAACAACUCAGUCAAAUGAAGAUUGACUUUGAGAAAGAAAAAGAAAAAUUUGUGUCUGAAAAUGAACGAAUGGAAGAAGAAAGGUCUGAGCUGAGAAAGAGAGAAGAUCAACUCAUGGAUGAAAUGAAAUCAGUGGAAGAUCUGAGAGCAAAUCUGAGAGACCUUUAUGAAAGAAUGAGUAAGGAUCUAACAGAGAAAGUGGUCAGACUGCAUGAAAAGAGUGCAGGUAUUCUUAAACUUCAAGCAGUAUUGGAGAAAAUUGUUGAAGACACUGAUGGAAAGAUUGCUUGUAACAUUGAAAGGUUACAGGGAGAAAAGGAAGGUCUGAGAAGUAUACUGUCAGAUAUGGUUACCCAGAAAGCAGACAUGAAAAAUGAAUGGAAGCCAAUACCAGAGUCUGAAAAACAAGAUACUGAUAAACUACAAACUGUGGUGAUACCAGAUAGAGACAAUUUGGACAGAACGACUGACAUUAUAAACAAAGAAAGUCUCCUAAAAAAUGAAAAAGACAAGUUAGAAAUCGCGAAGACAGAUCUUAAGAAGAAGAAAGAACAUGCAGAUAACCUGAUUAAUAAGAUAAACAGAGAGAGUGAGAAAGUUAAAAAACUGAUCCUUCAGGUUCAGACAGAAAGAGAAAAUGUAGAGAAUGUCAGGAACAUUAUUACCUUAAAACAAAGCGAACAUAAACUCAAAGAUGUUGAGUUUAAAAGACAGAAACAACAGCUGGACACCAUUAAGAACAUUGUAAUGUCAGAAAGACAAGAAUUGGAAGUUCUGAGGAAUCUCAGCAUGAAGAAAGAAGACGCUGAAGCUGAAAUAAAGAGCAUAGAAAAAGGAAGACAAAUCCAGAUAGAAAAGGAUAGAAUGGAAGGAGAAAGAUAUGAGCUUAAUGCGACAGAAGAUGAAUUUAUGGAUAAAAUGAAAUCAGUAGUAACACCAAGAGUUAACCUACAACAGCUUAAUGAAAGUGAGGCUAUGGUAAACAAAAAGGACACAUUACAACAAAACCUUGAAGAUUCACUAGCUGAUGUUCAGAAGGACAGUUGUGAAAGUCUGUUUAAGUCUGAGGAAGAUCAAGGCGAGUACUUGAUCCCUGAAAGGGAGGGUCUAUUCACAGCAGCUGAAAAUGAAGCAGAAAAUAAACAAAAACAGGGGCCUUCAAGGCUGCUGGAAGAGAAAGGUGAUUUCAAAGAUGAGGAAAUGCUCAAAAAAGAUUGUUUGCGAAACAUGUGGAAAGACACUCGAAUGGAACGAAAUGAAAUUAAUCAGAUCAAGCGGAGAGGUCAAGACCUUAGGAAAAACCUGGAGAAAAGACUGAAGGUAAUCAGCCAGUGUGUUAAGAGAACGUUGUUACCUAAAGAAAAGACGCCAAUGGAGAAGACAAAACUGGAACAAUUAGAAAGUAAAGAUACCUUAUCUCACAGCGAUCGUGAUCUAUGCCACAAAUCAUUUAAUGAGAAAUACACCGAGCUCCAACAACUUAAAGUGUCCCUUCUCAGUGAGAUUGAUAAACUCAACAUCAGAGAAAAAUUGCCUAGGACACUGGUUAUGAGUGACAAAGCCAAUCAAACAGUUGGGAGCACAACAGUGGAGGAGACACAGCAAACCUCAGAUAAUGACAGAGGAGAACAGAUGAUGGUAGAAAGAACUGAAGCAGCUCCAGUGGCUCCCAGUGGAUUACUCUGUCAGAUCAGGCAUUACUGCUACCGCUGCUGCUGUCCUUGUUGUUCAUGCUGUCAACAAGGAGAGAUGAGAGACGGGACUUCGUCAUGAUCGCUGUCAUUCUCAUUGUGGCUGAUUCUGUCUUUGUCUUAUUUUCUUAAAUUUUAUUCCACCGUGUGUGUGAUAGUAUAGUUCAAUAAUAUAUUUUUAGUUAGUGUAACAUUGUCUAGAAAUGAUUGUGUAUAACUGAGAUACUUUCCUAAUUUGUAAUUGUGAUGCAUAAAAUCAAACUACUACAUGUGUUGUUUCAUCAGACUGGUGUGAGGUUUGUUUAUAGUCUACAGAUUAUUGUGAAAUAUCUUACAGUCUAAAUUGUCUUAUAAAAAGAUAGAAGAUUAUAAAAACAUUUAAUCUGGUUUUUGUGUACAAUUAUGCCAUGCCAUUUGAUAAUUAUAUGAAAAUUGAUAAAUUAAGAAAAUGCCUAAAGAAUAGCAUGUUUUGCGGAAGGACAACUGUGCACAUAUUGAUGCUUAAAUUAAAAAAAAAUAAUAAUAUUGCAUAAACUGUCAAAAAUAAUUAAUGUGAUGAAUAAAGCAUCAUCUUACCUUAUAUGUAUUGUGUGUAUUGUGUGUGUUUAUAUUUAUUACAAGGAACCUAUUCCGUAGCUCCAUCCCAUAUGAUGGUCACCAAACAGCCACAGGAGGGAGCCAGGACACUGUAAACACAGAUAAGAGCAUGGAGCCAUCAUUUUAACUAUGCUGGGUCAAUUGGAGACGCUUGACAAUGCACUACCACAAGUAGUAAACUUCCCAACUACUACAAUAAAACACCAAAAACUACUAUAAACCAUCUGAAUUGACUUAAUCUGCAUACCUAUCGUAUACCCACUUUGAAUCAGAUAUGAAUAAACAACACUCGCAUAUUAAUGUUCUUUAUCUUAUUUUAAUAUGUGGUAGGAGACUCUGUCAGCAAGAGGAUGUUUAGCAACAUGCCUGCAUCAGCUCUUUAUUUAUCAACAGUUACACAACAGGGUUGCACCAAUACAGGGUUGACUGCUGCUUCAUGUACAGAUUCACACUCACAAUGCAAUAGAUGAAAAAUAGAAU
Molecule: messenger RNA, 13988 nt
Organism: Mugil cephalus (flathead mullet)
Lineage: Eukaryota; Metazoa; Chordata; Actinopteri; Mugiliformes; Mugilidae
Product: golgin subfamily B member 1-like
Source: RefSeq, a predicted model, not a curated record